Molecule: messenger RNA, 1257 nt
Organism: Fibroporia radiculosa
Lineage: Eukaryota; Fungi; Basidiomycota; Agaricomycetes; Polyporales; Fibroporiaceae
Exons: 10
Coding region: 1-1257 (418 amino acids)
Source: RefSeq, a predicted model, not a curated record
AUGUCGAAGCCGGAUCUUGGUCCUUGCCCUCCUCGUUUUGUCGAAAUCAAGAAGGACAUUGCUGCUUCCCAUCCUAACUUUCAGGAGCGUAUCACAAAAGCCUGGAAUGAGCUCCUCGUAGAGCUCGAGCAGGUCACGGCAGAGAUUACUGACCAAGGAACGGAGUAUGUUCCUCAAGUCACAUUCUCGGAAUUGGCAAACCUUGGUCCGGAGCGCGUUGAAGAAAUCCGUCGCAAGGGGAGUGUGGUCGUCCGCGACGUCGUCGAUGAUGCAGAAGCAUCUUCUUGGAAAGACUGGUUGCAGGAAUAUGUUUCCACGAACCCUGGCAUUGACGGUUUCCCUGUAGAAGAUAAACAGUUCUUCCAGCUGUACUGGACGAAGUCACAGGUCCGCGCUCGUGGACAUCCGAAUGUCCUAGCGGUAACAAGCUGGCUCAAUAACAUGUAUCACGUGAAAUCUGGCGCUAAGAUAGAGAACGUCGACCUGUCGACCCCUCUUAUCUACGCAGACCGGUUCCGUAUUCGUCACCCCGGUGUGCAGUGGGACGCUCAUCCCCCCCAUGUUGAUGGUGGUGGAAUUGAGCGAUGGGAGGACCCCACGUUCCGCAAAUGUUUCGCAGACCUUCUCAAUGGUAAUUGGCGUGACCAUGACCCCUACGAUCUCGAGAACCGUAUCAAUGCUAGGAGUUCGAUGUAUGGUCGUGCUGGACAGGCUACAGUGUUCAGGACUUACCAAGGCUGGCUUGCUGUUAGCGAGACAGCCCCUCGCGAAGGCACACUUCAGGUGUUCCCUAGCGUAUACCUGUCGAAUGCCUACACGAUCCUCCGCCCAUUCUUCCGUCAAAUCCCGGGCACAGAGAAUGCUCUCGACGCGAAGAACUGGGAAUAUGGCACAUAUCUCAUCGCCCGAUUUCCCCGGUGUUUACUCUACCGGGACUGGGUUCCGAGGGCCCUGGCCAAACACCAAGACGCACCCACACAUGAAGCUCGAAAAAACUAUGGUGACGUUGUCCACGCUGUCGAGAAGGAGCACACGGGCACUGGCGACUCGGCCGUAAUGUAUAUUCCGGCCGUUCCUUUCACCCCUCAGAACGCUGCCUACGUUGCCAGACAGAAAGAGAACUUCGUCAAGGGAAUUGCGCCUCCCGACUUCCCGGCCACCAAUGGUGAAGGCAGCUAUGCUGGUGUCGGCAGGCCAGAAGACAUUGAGAGCCCUAUAGGCAAGAGGGCGAUGGGUUUUGCAAUCGAAGUCGCUUAA